Molecule: messenger RNA, 609 nt
Organism: Salvia splendens (bonfire salvia)
Lineage: Eukaryota; Viridiplantae; Streptophyta; Magnoliopsida; Lamiales; Lamiaceae
Gene: CYP79A4P
Product: cytochrome P450, family 79, subfamily A, polypeptide 4
Exons: 1
Coding region: 1-609 (202 amino acids)
Molecular function (GO): heme binding; oxidoreductase activity, acting on paired donors, with incorporation or reduction of molecular oxygen; iron ion binding
Source: RefSeq, a predicted model, not a curated record
AUGAUUGAGACGGUUGAUAAUCCAUCAAAUGCAGUUGAGUGGGCGUUGGCAGAAAUCGAUAUUCUUGCUAAGGCAUCUGAAGAAUUGGAUCGAGUGGUAGGUAAAGAUAGGCUUGUUCAAGAAUUUGAUUUGCCUAAAUUAAAUUAUGUGAUGACUUGUUUGAAAGAGUCAUUUCGGAUACAUCCAUUAGCACCUUUCAAUGUCCCACAUGUUUCAAGCAAAGAUACAGUGGUGUGUGGGUACUUUAUCCCAAAGGGGAGCCAAGUGUUGCUUAGUCGUCCUGGCCUAGGGCGGAACCCUAGGGUUUGGGAUGAGCCUCUCCGCUUUAGGCCUGAGAGACACGUUCAUGAUGAAGACUCAGUAGACGUGCUUACGGAUCCGGAGUUGCACAUGUUGUCGUUUAGUACUGGAAGACGAGGAUGCCCUGGAGUCGUUCUUGGUUCUACCCUGAGCACGAUGCUUUUGGCUAGACUUAUUCAAUGUUUUGCAUGGAGACCCCCACUUUCUACGAAUACUAUUGACUUGGCUGAGUCAGAAAAUGACUUGGCAUUGGCUAAGCCUCUAAUUGCUCAUGCAGUGCCGCGCUUGAACUCACAAAUUUACCUUUAA